Messenger RNA from Lepisosteus oculatus (spotted gar), 2856 nucleotides. The record is from RefSeq and is a predicted model, not a curated record. NCBI's taxonomy places the organism in Eukaryota, Metazoa, Chordata, Actinopteri, Semionotiformes, Lepisosteidae.
ACGACAAAGAAGCCCAGGGCGUAAAUCCCAGUGAGGGGCCACUCCGCUCGCAGUGCUUCAUUCCGGCAGACACUGACCCGCACCGUUCAGUGAGACAGGAAGAAAACAACAACCUUUGGAAAAGAUGAGGUUCCUGACUCUCUUAGCUGCUCUUGGGGCCCUGAUCCUCUGCAGUGAAGCUGCCCUAUUGAGGGAAACAGCACAAGACAUAUAUUCAGGGGAGGAAACAGGUGCUAUUUGUUUGAAUGGAGGCAUUUCCAGCGCAUACCAGUACAGCAACAAACACUUCGUCUGCCACUGUCCCAGGGACUUCAGUGGGAAAAACUGUGAAAUAGAAACCUCAGCAAAGUGCUACAACGGAAAUGGACAGAACUACCGAGGCACUGUUUCAAAGUCUCAGACUGGAAAGGACUGUCUGGAGUGGGAUUAUGAAUCACUUGAAAUUCUCUACCAGGCAGAUGCAUUAACCCUGGGACUUGGGAAUCACAACUACUGCAGGAAUCCCAAUGGGGACAGGAAACCCUGGUGCCAUGUCAGACAAGGCUUCAAGAUCGUCCGGGAGCAUUGCCAGAUUCAGCCCUGUGCCUCAAAACUGACGGCCACAUGCGGCAAGCGGGAGCAGAAGCUGUUCAAGAUCGUUGGGGGGAAAGUGACGGCCAUCGAAUCCCAGCCCUGGACCGGCGCCAUCUUCCAGCGCUCCAGGACAUCCGAGUUCUUCACGUGCGGAGGCAGCCUGAUCGCCUCCUGCUGGCUGGUGACGGCUGCACACUGCUUCCCUAACGGUGCCAGUACGGACCCGAAUCGUUACUCCAUCUUCUUGGGAAAGGGUGCCAUCAACGAAACCGAUUCGAGAAAAGAGCAGAAGUUCCAGGUGGAAAAGAUCAUCAUUCACCCUGCGUUUGAUGACAGUCAAGGGAACUACAACAACGACAUAGCCCUGGUGAAAAUGAGGUCACGAUCUGGGCAGUGUGCGGUGGAGUCCAGGGCAGUGAAGACGGUCUGUCUCCCUCCACAGAACAGAAUGCUCCCAGCUGGGUCGACCUGUGAAAUAGUGGGCUAUGGCAGGGAGAGAGAAAGUCUGUGGUACUAUUCCAAUUACCUGAGAGAGGCCAGAGUGCAGCUGCUCCCUCAGUCGGUCUGCAGCAGCGAGCAGUACUACGGGACCAUGCUGACGGGAAACAUGUUCUGUGCCGGUGGUUCUGACUGGACCGUGGACUCCUGUAAGGGCGACUCGGGAGGACCCCUGGUGUGUGAGGUGGAUCAUCGGAUGUACCUGUUCGGAAUUGUGAGCUGGGGAGAAGGCUGUGCCAGAAAGUACCGGCCAGGUGUCUACACAAAGGUGACGAACUACAACCAGUGGAUCGCGGAACAAACGGGCAUGCAGGCGAUGGCUGCAGGAGCAGUGUACCCGCAGAAGUGAAGUCCUCUCCUGUCUUCGGCUCCUUUACGAAGACCCACCUAAGCAAAGCCUAUGAACACACGUCAGUGUGACGUUGCAACACUGCCGGCUGACCCCGCAUGACGGAAUCGGUACUCUGCACCCCUGCAGAGCUCCAGAGGAGCAGAGUGCUGAAAAGGAUUAUACUGCUCCAGUUAAAACGGUGGGGUGGGAGGGGACGAUACUGAAAAUAUGAUACUUUUAUACUAAAAGGUCAUUGCUUUUCCGAAAGAAAGAAAAAGUUUUUAAACUUUGAGCUUUGCUUUUUAGGGUUUUUAGAAAAUUGAACUUGUGGAGCAGUACAGUACCGUGAAAAUAAAGGAAUCUUAAAUCGGUAUUUAACUUCAUUAAAAGUUCAAUACCGCAUAUGUCAGAGGGAAGCCUUUUGUUUGAUUAGGCCCUGAGUGCAAACGGACACGAGUCAGCAUUGGAACAGCUGCAUAUUGAAAUGCUAUUUCAAUACUGAAUAGUGAAAUCCUAUGCAAUGCAGUGACGCGGACAGCCCUGCUGUCUUGAGUCUGCUGCUGGAAAGACAUUGAUUUUAUCCCAUCAGAGGAAAGUUACUGCUGGACAGGAAAUUCUGAUCAAGGCAACAUCUAAAAAAAAAACUUGGUGGAAGAUGUGAUGGAAAAAGUUGUUAUAUUUAUACAUGUAUAACGCGCAUAAACAUAAAAGUACAAUGUACUUUGCAUACUGAAAUAAAUAUUUAAUUAUAUUUAACAUUGAUGCACAUAGUGGAAUACACGUGGUUCUCUUUCCUGUAACGCAUGAAUAUGUCAAAACCACAUCAGUUCCUGCGUUCGUUGUUAUUAUUAUUAUAGUUUUAUAGUGUGACACCUGUUUAUAUUUAUUUUUGUGACUCAAUAUUUCUGUGUUCAUUAAGAGGAAUCCUAAGCCUAAAGACUGUGUUCUGCUACGGUGUAUUAGAAGUUUUUAAUUAGAAAACAUGUUUUUUUUUUUCCCUGACCCUGAGUACAUUCACUCCUCCUCAUUCUCAGAGUUUAUUGUAUUUUCUGUUUUUGUAUUCAUCAUUCCAAAUAUAUUCUUGAAGUUUUGGAACUGGCGUGAGUGUGGUAAAAAAAACAGAGGAGCUGUGAAAUUGAGAAAACAGGUGGUUGGUGCUGGGUAUAGCUUUAGAUCAAGCACAUCUAUAAAAGCAGGCUUUGAGAGAUCUCUUCUGUAAUAUGUUAAGAGAUUUUGUGGCUUAUUAGAUUUUUUUCACAAUUAUUUCAGGCCAUUUAAUUCUGCAACUGAAGUUUGUACUUUCUCAAGUCGAAGCUUUCUAAAGUCUUUUUUUCCAGUAGGUUUUUAUUUUUAUUUUUUAAUUAAAUUGGGCUGGAACCAGAAUGGUUUUUAUUUCUUUCAGAUUGUAACUCUAAUUUUGUACUUUUAUCAUGUAUAUUUGCUGUUUUAUUAAU